Messenger RNA from Diplodia corticola, 717 nucleotides. Its product is annotated as gnat family. NCBI's taxonomy places the organism in Eukaryota, Fungi, Ascomycota, Dothideomycetes, Botryosphaeriales, Botryosphaeriaceae. The record is from RefSeq and is a predicted model, not a curated record. The coding region runs from base 1 to 717 and encodes 238 amino acids. Gene Ontology annotation, molecular function: acyltransferase activity, transferring groups other than amino-acyl groups. The transcript is spliced from 2 exons.
AUGCCAGCCGCCACCCCCCACCACACCCUCCACCCCGUCACGCCCUCCGACACCCCCGCCCUCAUGGCCGUCGGCGCCGCCGCCUUCGAGCACGACCUCCUCCGCCUCGCGACCUGGCCGGCGCUCUCUCCCACCGCGCCGCCCUCCGCCCACGCCGCCGAAUACGAGUUCCGGCGGCGGCGCCAGCUCAAGCGGCUGGCCACGCCGGGCGUCGUCAUGCACAAGGUGCUGGCGGACGACGGCACCAGCGUCGCGGGCUUCUCGGCGUGGGUGGCGCCGAAGAAGAGUGAAGACGCGGCGGCGCAGCUGCAGGGUGGUAGCACCGUUGCUGAGGCGGUGAAUCCGGGGGGCGAGGUGCCUGAGGGUGCGAACAGGGCGAUUUUUGAGGCGCAGCCGCGGCUGAUGGAGGAGGCGAAGAGGAGGGUUUUGGGGGAGAGGUCGGAUUUCUGGUAUUUGACGUCCCUGGCGACGCAUCCGGAUCAUCAGGGGAAAGGGGUGGGAGCGGCGCUUGUGCGGUGGGGGAUCGAGCAGGGAGAGAGGGACGGCGUGCCGGUGUAUUUGGAGGCGACGCCGGAUGGGUAUUUCUUGUAUAAGAAGUUGGGGUUUGAGCAGGUGGAUGAGAUUGAUGUGUCGGAGCUUGUUCCAAACUGCGGGAGUUAUAAGAUAGUCUGCAUGCUGAAGAGGCCAAGUUCGGAGACGCAGACGCAGACGCAGUAG